GUUUUUUUCCCUCUUCAGUUGUCUCAGUUAAUCCCAAUAAACAUUUGAUGGUCCCGCUGUGGUCCACUGCAGCUCUGCGUCCGUCUACACUGUAGCUGCUCUGCCGUGUACCUCCUGCGCCUCUCGCCUUAUUAAAUCCAAGCGGAGACGGCUGACGGACCGCCGCCGUGCGUCUGGACUGUUUGAGGAUGUGAUUGUGCGAGAAUUUUCCUAUAUCUCCUGCGGUACAAAAACUGACGGCCACUCUUGCCACGGUCACCUUUAGCCCGCUGUAACUAAGGGCCGCGCGGGCUUGGUGUAGCAGUUCAGACCAUCAUGCCCAUUGCUCUGGCAGCGGGACAGGAAGUGUGUGUGUGAGCGCCCCCGGUUGGCUCUGCUGGGAUGAACAUGCCACUGCACCAAAUCUCUGUCAUCCCCCGUGAUGUCACCACCUCUCGGGUGUCAGGCAGUGGGAAGGCCAAGGACAAGGACAAGCAGAAUGAAAAGCCUCUGGGUCAUUCUGCCAGCCGGUCCAGCAAUAUUUCAAAGGCGGGGAGUCCGACCUCUGUAAAUGCCCCAUGCAGCUUCUCAAGGACGUCCGUCACCCCCUCCAACCAGGACAUCUGCAGCUGCCAGGAUCAGGACUCUCAGAAGCAGACCGCGGUAGUUCUGUUGAAUUCCAACGGUAAAAGCUGUCAAGUUUCCGGAAGCAUUUCGGUGACCACGCUGUGUCUGGACAGCGCGGCAGCCUCCAAACCCUCCAAACAGCGAGUCUCCUUUGGCACGGACUGGCUGUCUGUGCUCCGGCCCUCCUCAGUUAACCUCCGCCCCAACGGCUCCCUCAAGAUCUCCUGGUCUCUGAAUGAUGUGGGUCAGCGUGUGGACAGCCUGUGUAACGGUCUGCACUUCAUCGACCGCACCUGUUCAGAGGGCGAGCUGGGGGUGAAACCUGAGCCAGCCCAGCCGUCCAGCGCAGACCGACGGGCGCACACACUCAACGGCAAGCCCGCCGCAGCGCCGACGCACCUGCGCCCACACCCGGCUUUCUCAACACGAGCCAGCCCCCAUCUCAUCCCCUCCCUCACCAGCAACUACAAAUACAUGGCAGGCGCCCCUCCCAUCCAUGGCGUCUCAUCUGACCCUGCUGGUGUCCUUCCGCCUCCUCCUCCUCCUAACAUCAACCACCACCCGCAUCACUCCGCCAGUUCCAACUUCUUCCGCCUCUUCCUCCCCUUCUCCCACUCCUCCACCUCGGCGAGCCUGCAGUGCUCCGAGCUGGGCAGUUACGCCUCUCGCCUCCACAUCACUAAGUCCUCCAGCGCCCUGCUGGGAGGCAGCGAGCCGGGGUUCGCCCCUGAGGACCUCCUGGGAGAUGACGAUGUGUUUGAGGAGGAGCAGGAGAGGCCCAGUCCUGCUCCCAAGGGAGGGAGCUGGCUGGCAGACCCAGCUACAUGCACUGUGACAGGGUCAAGCUCCCUGCAAGCUCCCCUUUGCUAUAUGGAUGAGGACAGCGACCUGGACCGCUGCCCGUCCCCUGUGUCAGAGAAAACGGGGCCAAUCUCACCCUAUUCGCUGUCUGGGGACUGCUGCAGGAUUUGUCACUGUGAAGGGGAUGACGAGAGCCCUCUGAUCACACCAUGCCACUGCACGGGGAGCCUUCGCUUCGUCCACCAGGCCUGUCUGCAGCAGUGGAUCAAGAGCUCUGACACUCGCUGCUGCGAACUCUGCAAAUACGAGUUCAUCAUGGAGACCAAGCUCAAACCCCUGCGCAAGUGGGAGAAGCUACAAAUGACGGCAAGCGAGAGAAGGAAGAUCAUGUGUUCGGUCACCUUCCAUGUCAUUGCCAUAACCUGUGUGGUGUGGUCCCUCUAUGUACUCAUCGACAGGACGGCCGAGGAAAUCAAACAAGCCGGAAGAAUCCCAGGAAUCCUGGAAUGGCCUUUCUGGACCAAGCUGGUGGUGGUGGCCAUCGGCUUCACGGGGGGACUGGUGUUCAUGUACGUGCAGUGUAAAGUCUACAUCCAGCUAUGGAGGAGACUCAAGGCUUACAACCGGGUCAUAUAUGUCCAGAACCGGCCAGACACGUGUAAAAAACUGGUGCUGGAGAAGCCGCCGCUCAUGGAGCCGAGUCUGGACAACAAGGAGACUCUGGCCCCCACCCAGUCAGACACAAACUCCUCCCAGUAUACAGAGACAGAGGACUAUAGUAUGGAGGUGCUUCAUGUCUGACCCCACCUCGCUCCGAUCCACACCAUAGAUCCCCGUACAUAUACUACACACACACACACACACGCAUGCACACACACACAUACACACGCAUUAACAUACACAGGGACAUGUGCAGUUGAACAUUAGCAGUCAUGGAAAUGCUCUGUGACUGAGGAACGACAACCCAAGCCCUUUCCUCGGAUACCAGACUUGACCCAGUGUCCCACCUAGCCUGAAAUAUUCCCUAAACUUCCCUAUCGGACCGGUCUAUUCACCAAGACAGUCAACUACGACCACCUGUGGAGAUUUUGUGAGCAGGAAUCCAUCUGACUCCCAAUUCUGUGUCCGCGUUCCCACCUCCAGACCCUGAUUCCUCCCUCCACCUGCACCCUCGAUGCCCUCUCCUCUCCCGACCGUCCCAGGACCGGACUAUCUUUACUGACAAAAGAGGCCUGGAGCAUUCCACCCUACACACAAACACACACACACACACAUACACUUCUUGGAGAGCAGGACUGAGAUAAAUGGACUCACAAUUGGCUCCAGAGGUCUAAAUGUUUCUGUUGUGUGGUUUGUUUGCUUGUCGGCUUGUUCGUUUUGUUCGUUUUACCUCCUGUGAGUCGUGGGCUAAAACUACCAUGGAUCAGUAUGUAGCGCCGUGCAUCGGACCUCUGGAACAUUCCAGCUACUGCCAUCUCUGCUGCUGUGGUCUGGGAGUCCGCCCGCAUCCACCACCCAACAGCUCUGUCAGCCCAGCGCUGGUCUGGACCCGGCCAGACCUUGAUCUGAACAUGCAUCGAAGCACUUUCUUUUAGUUCCCACUAGUCCCCCCUCCCUCUAUCUCCUCUUCUUUUCUUUUAUAAUAAAUCAAGUCCUAGAUGUUGUACAUGGGGGAGAACAUGCUCAAACAAACUCAGAUUUGUUUGUUUUCCUGUUUUAUAUUUGACAUUGCUGUCCCUCAUGUGCACACGCAGACAGAUAAACACCCCUCCCUUGGAUGACAAAAAAGGAAUCAGGAAAAAAAAACGGAAACCUACUGAAAUAAUCAUUGCAGUUUGCAACAGAAAAGUCAGUACUAAACAUGACCUGUGAUUGCUAUAUUCUGUUUGGCUUGGGCUCACAGCUCUAAUGCAACAUUCAGAAAAUGGAAAAAUCCAGCUUCAUGACUUUAUUCCCCCCCACCAUGAACUUUCUGAAAGCUUUGAGAAUGUAAACUUUUUAAAAAUAAACAUUUUUUACUGGUCACAAGGAAAUUGCUAGAUAAUUUCCAUGUCAUGAGAUCAUAUUGAGACCUUCUGGACAUGAAAAGCAUCAAUCAUUUUUUUUCUAUCGAACGAAUGACACAGUACUUACAGUGUGAUAUUCCAUGUGCAGUUUAUAAUAUGUUAAUUUGUUUGCUUAAUCAUGGGAUAUGCCUUGAGAAAUACACAGCUGCCUAUUUAGUCUGUCCUCCCGUUGCUCCCUCAGGGGCUGCGUGCACCCAGAUCCUGAUGACUUCUUUCUGCAAGACCCGCUCACAGUGGAAUCCGCGCAGCUCUGAUAAACACACUGUGGGUUAUGGUUGUCCGCUCCGAAAUGAUAAACAGACACACUGCGCAAAAGAAGCUCGGGGCUACGUUUUACUGUGAUGCAGGUUAGGGCGAGCAGGUUCAGCACAUCUGUCUGGUUAUGUUGGCAUGCUUUGACAGCGUCUCCGGUGUGAGACAGGCAUCUGAUAUUAAGACUCAUAGCACGUGACAUGGCUUGCAUGUUUCAGUUGCGCAAAAGUCUCUGUUGCACUCUCAGACUAUGUCUCAUGGUAUUUAUGUUGCUAGUAUAUUAACAUUUUAAGUAUGGUCAGUGCAUAAUUUCAGCAUUUUUAUAUGUUUUACGUGGGAUUUCUGCAGUAGAUCAAAUGUAUUCAUUAAACAGGCCAAACUAUUUGUUUUCUUAUGUUUGCAAUAAAAGUAAUGCAAAGCAUGCAUAGGUUUGUUAUCUGUGGAAGAUCAUGCAUCAUUAGUGAGUGCUGCAGGUGCUGACUGGAUCGCCACCUACUGGUCAAAAGCUGAAGGUGCAGUCCGAGAUAGGGAGCAGUGGAUUUCUCAGGGCAGUGUGUUUUUUGGGCUUACAGUCUGUUGUAAGUGCUUUUGUGUAUGUGGGAGCACAGCAAUGCCAGGCUCAUGUUGAGCCUCACAGCCAUUCCAGCAACAUACAUUUAUAAAAAACAAACAAACAAAAAAAAAAAAACAAUAAAACUGUCUUUGAUACCAGUAUACUGUCCAUGAACAACAAGGGUCCAACAUACCCAAUGAUUACUGCUUGACAGCAGCAAUAAAUGAAAUCAGAGCUUUGUUCUGCAAAAUUUCAUAGCGUGUUUCUGUAAACGCCCCAUGGUGACUUGAGAUCUGGAGACUAAUAUAAUUUUACGACAUGAUGCGAGUCAAGGGAGUUGUUUUGUGUCGAGAAUCAAGUUGGAUUAAGACUUAAUAAUGAGGAGCUUCUCUGAAACUUCAAUACCCAUGAGGCUCUGUGCAAUUAGACAGAUAUAAAAGUGCAAUUACCCUUUUGUUGUUGUUCUAUUCUAUAGUCAUUUACUGGUGUUUAAUGUCCAGGGCAUCCUCUGGGUAUAUGAUGAUUAUUUCUUAAUUUUGUGUUGUAUUUAUUUUUAAAAGAAAAACGGAACACAAUUUGUUCAUUAAGAGACCCCUAUCAAUAGUAAUUUUAUGCAACUUACACUUCAGAUUUCUUCCCAGGCAUUAGUCGUUGUAAUUACUAGUCUCUCAUUCUUUGUUUUGCACUUUUUUAUUGUAGUAUUAUGAAAGACUGAUGAGUUAUUGAUGUGACCAUCCAUCUCUCUCCCUUUUUGAGUUUCUAGCCUAGUUUGUUGCUGUUGUGUGGACAUUUAGCCACUGCAACAAAUUCCAGUGUAAAGACAGCACGAAACAAGACGUAAGAGUUAAACGUGAGCGAUACAGUAAUUUUGUUGCGACAGAAGAUUAAAGAUCAAAUGUAGAUUCGUUUUUCUUAAUUCAUAGGAGCUGGCUCCUUUAAUGAACUCUAAGACGAGAGAGAAUUUUUGAUGGAGUCCCGAUGCCGGGAGACUUAAGGCCAUAAGGACACAAACGAGGACAGCAGCUUUGCCCUUCCUGUUUGCUUUUUUAGUGUUUCUUUCACCUGGUUGAUUUCUUUGUUUUUGUCGUCCUGCAGAGCAAAAGCAGUUCCUCCAUCCAUGCACUUGUAUAGUCACUUUCCCUGAGCUUUCUAGGCUUAGAUUUCUUUUUAAGUUAAAGUAAACAACAGUCAGAGCACCUCCUGGCUAUAACCGAUCAUUUAAAUCCUUCAUGUCUGGGAAAAGUGUGACUUGCAUAAAGCUACAGUUGUUUACUACUGACUGGACUUGAACAUAUAUGACUGUUCCCCUGUCUUAUAUCAUUCCACACGUUUGUCUGUGAAUUUACUUUGGAAUAGUAACUGUAAAGAAUUUGGUAAAAGUACUUAUGUUUUUAAAAAGAAAUAUUGAUGUGUUUUCGAUUUUAUUUCCCAUGUUUGAACAAAGUAUGUAGAAUUUAAAAAAAACAACCAAAUAAAAAUUAAGUAAACUUUUAA
Myripristis murdjan (pinecone soldierfish) is the source of this 5772-nucleotide messenger RNA. It is a transcript of the gene marchf8, whose product is annotated as membrane-associated ring finger (C3HC4) 8. The coding region runs from base 382 to 2208 and encodes 608 amino acids. Gene Ontology annotation, molecular function: zinc ion binding. The record is from RefSeq and is a predicted model, not a curated record. The transcript has 9 exons. Lineage: Eukaryota; Metazoa; Chordata; Actinopteri; Holocentriformes; Holocentridae.